GUGACGCGGUUGCUCAAAAGAGUUCAGCAAAGCAUCUGGGAGCAAAACACCAGCUAGCUUAAAUACAUUUUCCACCAGAAGACCAGCGGAGGGGACUAAGACACGGUCAGGACAGUGAACAAAUAAGUGAAUAGACGUCCAUUAUGAAUCCCGUGUACAGCCCUGCACCAACAGGGGUCCCCUUUACCAACACUAAGGGUAUAGGCUACCCAGCUGGAUUCCCUGUUGGCUACGCAGCAGCUGCUCCAGCAUACACUCCUAACAUCUAUGCAGGAGCGAACGCAGCCUUCUCCAGUGGCUAUGCUCCAGGGACUCCUUUCAAAAUGUCCUGCUCUCCCAACACUGGGACUGUCCCGCCGUACUCCUCCUCACCCAGCCCCUACCCUGCUGCUGUGUACCCGGUCAGGAGCACCUACCCCCAACAGAACCCCUAUGCACAGGCACUAAUACCUUCACAACAACAAGGCACUUACUACACACAGCCGCUGUAUGCUGCACCGCCUCAUGUUAUCCAUCACACUACAGUGGUCCAGCCCAAUGGGAUGCCUGCAGCCAUGUAUGCCCCGCCUAUGCCUCCUCCCCGCCACAACAGUGUCGCCAUGGGGAUGGUAGCCGGCACCACUAUGGCCAUGUCAGCUGGAACUUUGUUGACGACUCCAUCACCAGCGUCUGUUGCCCCCCACCAAGUCACGAUGCCCACAUAUCGACCUCCUGGCACACCCAGCUACAGCUAUGUCCCCCCACAGUGGUGAAGAGAGGGAAGCGUCUGAGGAUGGUAGAUAUGCAUUCACACUCUACUCCAGUGUUUAUUGCUCUUGGUGAAGACCUGCCCCGCCAGCGUCUGCAACCAGUUACUCUUCUUCCAGCAUAAUGUGAAUCUAAAACCCAACUACAUAGAAAGAGGCCCAUUUUCGGAAUAGGAGGGGGUGAAGAAUAGGCCCAUCCCCCAUGACCCCUCUCAAUGGAAUAAGGCUGCAUUCCAUGUCACACACCCGCCAGCGCCAGCACCUCUACAACCUGCUGCAUAUCUCACAUCAAACAGCAAUGCCUCCAUGCAAACUUUUCUUUGUGGACUGUCAUGCAGGUUUUUAUAGCUUCAAAUUAAGUGGUGAAAAGGGAGUUAGGAACUGUUUUUUCGUUGUUCAUUUUAAUCCGGGGGAUACAUAUGAUGUUGAAUGCAUGUGUAUAUAUAGAUAUAUGAAGUAAUGCUAGCGCAAUCUACCUGCUGUGACAGAUGCAAACUCAACUAAAGGCACACAUCCAAAGGAACUUAAAAAAAAAAAAAGUAAUAAUCUGCAAUGCUGAAUCACCAGUGACCAUGUCUUACAUGUGAAAGAAGAAAAGACAAGAAAUGUUAUCCAUGCAAAAACAUGCCUGCACACACACGUGCAGACCAAACUGUACUCUCUUCACUGCUUUGUGUUUUUGGUAAUCAGAGCUAGGUUUGAAUUCUUUUUCUCAGUGAUGCAGUGUUUGCAUUUCGUCUUACCAUUUUUGUAUUUUAGGAGAGAUGGGACUUAUGAGUUUGUGCCUCUGACUGACGGCCAUUCCAACACUUAAUCAUUCUCAGUGUUUAUAUUUUUCCUGCUCUGUCAGACCUUUUAGGAAAAGAGUAUCAGCUUUCCCAAAAGUGUCACGCAGCCUUUUGUUUCCUGCUCUUUUAGGCGAUAUCAACGUUAAAACUAUUCAGUAAUUCCAGAUUCAUUCUUGGAGGGAGUUGUUGGAAAUAAUUUGCACCCAUUUAAGAGUUAGGAGCGUGCAUGAGCAGGACCAGUGUCGUGUGUGUGUGUGUGUGUGUGUGUGUGUGGAAGAGGAUUGAAAUAGAAACCAUUAAGAAUGGUGCCAUAUAGUGCGACACGCCUUGAGUAUUUGACCUACAUCUCACAAUAAUGAACUUGUCCUUAGGUAGGUCUAAAGCACUACGUCAUGAACUCACUGCUAACUGUGGACAUGCUAGGAAAACAUGAUAUUGUUAAACUCCAUUUGUGAAUAGCACUACUGAAGAAAGGCACUAAUUCAAAAGCAGUAAAGAUAUCUGACCUUCUACAUCGCUCGCUGUUUUACCUCGAGGUUCCAGGCUAACACACCAGUAUCACUGUUUCUGACAUGCUUUUCUAUGUUGCCUCAGUCACCUCAGUUAAAUAAUCUGUUUUGUAAAUGUUAUUUUUGUGAUUUUGGUUCUUGUUUUGUAUUCUAAAGAAAGACCAAAAAUAAAACAAAUAUAAGAAGA
Epinephelus lanceolatus (giant grouper) is the source of this 2230-nucleotide messenger RNA. RefSeq names its product family with sequence similarity 168 member B (gene fam168b). Lineage: Eukaryota; Metazoa; Chordata; Actinopteri; Perciformes; Serranidae. The record is from RefSeq and is a predicted model, not a curated record.